Messenger RNA from Macroventuria anomochaeta, 876 nucleotides. RefSeq lists its product as uncharacterized. The transcript is spliced from 2 exons. Bases 125 to 592 code for a protein of 155 amino acids. NCBI's taxonomy places the organism in Eukaryota, Fungi, Ascomycota, Dothideomycetes, Pleosporales, Didymellaceae. The record is from RefSeq and is a predicted model, not a curated record.
CAACAACUAUGCCCGUUUCAACCAUCCCGCAUCCUUCUACCACCACCACCAAUAAUACCACCUCAUCCUCUCGACCGGUAUACUUCUGGCAUUGGCACGAAGAACGCACAGGCUACCUGGGCCAAUGAUAUGCCUCGCCCUUCAUCGUGUCCGGCGACACGUAUGCGACGUGCAAGAUGCGGAUGAUGAUUCAAAAAACGCGGUUGUUCGGGGACGGGAAUUUGCGAAGGGGAUGCUAGAUACGACAGACCCGAAGGUGCAUAAGGCGCUGGGGUGGAAGGUUAGGUGGUUUGUUGGGAGGGUUUGGGAUGAGAACAAGUUUGAGAUCGUUGUUCAGGGCCACAUGCACAAAUUUACAGUCUCGGAAGAUGCGGAGAGUUUGAGGAAGUGGUUGUUGGUUGAGGCGAGUCCGAUGGAUAGGAUUUGGGGGAUUGGGUUUGCGGACAAGAAUGCUGGCGCUAACAGGCAUCGAUGGGGACAGAAUUUGUUGGGUAAGGCACUGAUGGAGGUUAGGACGAGGUUGAGAGGAGAGGAGGGCAAGGAGAGGAAGGAGAAGGUUGGGGGUGCUGGAGCAGCUGAAGCCAACGUCUGAACGUCCUGUCAACAUCACAGUGUUGCAAGGAAUGUGUGGUUGGGAGUAUUGUGCUUUCAAAUGGGACUCGACAAGGGACGGUGGCAUCCAAGCGUGGAGGACUUCAGUGCAUUGUUAUUGAGUAUCAAGGUCUAUCAGUCACAUCGUAGAACAUCCUUUCGAACGACACCUGAGCUGCAAAGGUCUUAUCGGUGUUGCGUACAUAUCAUCAUGGCCCCACGGCCAUUGCAAAAGGUAGGGUAGAUCUUCUGCGCAUUUCUCGGACACAACUCCUCCCAUCUCUC